Messenger RNA from Diceros bicornis minor, 3482 nucleotides. RefSeq names its product Src like adaptor 2 (gene SLA2). Gene Ontology annotation, molecular function: protein binding. The record is from RefSeq and is a predicted model, not a curated record. NCBI's taxonomy places the organism in Eukaryota, Metazoa, Chordata, Mammalia, Perissodactyla, Rhinocerotidae.
AGGAGCAGGAGGGUGGGCCUGUGCUCAGUUCCCUCCCUGCCACAGGCCACAUCCUUGAGUGGCUGUCACCCAUUCUAACAUCUUGGUUAGAACUUUCCUACAGAGGAUGCGCCUCCACUCUGGUUCCUUCAGCUCCGUGCCAAGUGCCCUCAGAGUUAAAUCUCAAACCAACCUUCCUCAGGAGAAAGGGAGGACCUGAGCUGGAGUGUGCCCUGGCUGGCAAGGCCCCAGAAAAGGCUGUGUAGUCUGAGCUGGAGGCAAGAGCUAUUUCGGUGUAAUGGGCUGUUUUGUGUUAAAAAGCAUGUAUCUCCAGGGCCGGCCCCAUUGCCUAGUGGUUAAGUUCAGCAUGCUCUGCUUUGGCAGCCUGAGUUCAGUUCCUGGGAGCAGACCUACACCACUCAGUGGUGGCCAUGCUGUGGUGGCAACCCACAUACAAAAUAGAGGAAGAUUGGCACAGAUAUUAGCUCAGGGACAAUCUUCCUCAGAAAAAAAAAAAAAAUGCAUCUGUCUCCGGGAGUACUAAGCCCCCUAAAGGAAAGGCGGCAAGUGGGUGUGAUUAUUUAGAUUUUAAUGAGUUGGGGAUUUUAUUAGUGUAAAUUUUAAUGACUGAAGGUAACACACCAAUCAAAGGCAAUUCCAUCAGAGAUUACCUUUGCUGAGUGAUUCUCAAGCUUGGGAUGUGCAUCAGAAUCACCUGGAGGGCUUGUGAAUACAGAUUGCAAGCACCACCCACAGAGUUUCUGAUUAGGCAGAUCUGAGAUGGGGCCCGAGAAUUUGCAUAUCUAACAAAUUCCCGGAUGAUGUUGAGGCUGCUGGCCUGGGUACCACCCUUGGAGAAGCACUGUCCAGGUCUCGCUAAUCAAAGUGUGGUGCCCAGACCAGCAACAUGGGUAUCGCCUGGGAGUUGUUAGCAAGGCAGAACCUUGAACCCCACCGCACACUCAUGGAACCCGACUCUGCUGUUCAACAAGAUCUCCAGGGGAUUCUAUACACAUUGAAGGUUGGGACACAUCACUUCAAGGCAGCGCUUCCCAGACUUCCAGUCAAAGGAAUCUCUUGGAAUGUUUAAAAUUCAGAUUCCUAGGCUGCUCUGGUGACGUGGAUUCAGAAGAUGUGGGAGGAUCCCAGGAAUCUGAUAUUCAGCCCCUCAGGUGAUUAUUGUGAUCAGGUAAGCGUAGGAAACUUGUGCUCAUUUACCUCGGUUCUGUGUUCCUUGGGCAAGACCAAGCCACAAAGCCAGAGAAAAGCCUCUCCCUCCAGCAUCAUGACAAGGCAGCUGCUUCUCCCCUAGAAACAGGAACUUGGGGAAGGUGGCUCCUUGAUGGUCUGUGAUGCCGUCAGAGGAAACGGGUGGUUGUGAGAACCACAGAGCCUGCAGAUGUGAGCCGGGAGCCCCAAGGCCCUGUGACAGAGCUCAAAGAGCCCUGGGCCUGCUUCCCUGGCCCGGCUGUGCUUGAGAGGGCUGCCCAGUCGGGGAUCCCUAAGGCACAGAUCUCCUGUCCGACAGGUGUACAAACUGCUGACCACAGGCAGAUACGGAGCUACCCAAAGCGACACCAAGAGCCUCUGUCUGAAGAUUCUCCCAGGCCUGGAAGGUUCUGGGUGCCCUAGGACUAAGGAUGUUGGCAGACUUCCAGAAGGGGCCCCCAAAGCCCUAACCUCUCCGGCAGAAGCAUGUGUCUAAGCUGAGCCCCCGCCCCAAGCCUCCGAUGGCAAGAAACCAAUUUCUCUCAGUGAUGUGCUUCUGCGAGUUCUGCUGAGGAACGAUGGGAAGUCAGCCCAGCAGAGGGAAAGCCCUGCGGAGCCCGAGCCUGAGCCCAAGCCCAAGCCCCUCUGUCCAAGGCCAGGGCCCUGUGCCCGCGCAAGCAGACAGGAGCAGGGCCACAGCUGUGGCCCUGGGCAGUUUCCCGGUAGGUGAGCAGGCAGAGCUGUCACUGAGACUGGGGGAGCCACUGACCAUCGUCUCUGAGAAUGGAGACUGGUGGACGGUGCUGUCGGAAGUCUCAGGCAGAGAGUACCUCAUCCCCAGCGUCCAGGUGGCCAAGAUCUCCCAUGGGUGGCUGUAUGAGGGCCUGAGCCGGGAGAAAGCUGAAGAACUGCUGCUGCUGCCUGGAAACCGUGGAGGGGCCUUCCUCAUCCGGGAGAGCCAGACCAGGAGAGGCUUUUACUCCCUGUCAGUCCGCCUCAGCCGCACUGCAUCCUGGGACCGGAUCAAACACUACAGGAUCCAGCGCCUUGACAACGGCUGGCUGUACAUCUCGCCACGCCUUACCUUCCCCUCACUCCAGGCCCUGGUGGACCAUUACUCUGAGCUGGCGGAUGACAUCUGCUGCCUCCUUAAGGAGCCCUGUGCCCUGCGGAGGGCUGGCCCACUCUUUGGCAAGGCCAUACCCCUACCUGUGACUGUACAGACGACGCCACUCAACUGGAAAGAGCUGGACAGCUCCCUCUUGUUCUCUGAAGCAUCUGCCACAGGAGAAGCGUCUCUCCUCAGCGAGGGGCUCCGGGAGGCCCUCAGCUCCUACAUCAGCCUGACUGAUGACACCUCCUUGGACGGCAAGGCCCAAAGCAGAGGCCGAAAGAAGAACCAAGGUUGCAGCACCUAGAGCACCAACCAGCUCAGCCUGAGCACCCCAGAGGCAAGGCUGUACACUGAGGGGAGGCUGGGACAGAGGCACAUCCUGGGUGCCACCUGCAUCCUCUGCUCCUUCCUCUCAGCCCUAAGUCACUUAACCUCCUCCCAGGGCCAUGACCCUGCCUGCAACCUGCAUUUCAAGUCCAGACCAGUUAAGAGCAGGGCCAGGGCUCCAAAAACAGACUGAACCUCCUCUGGGGUCUGAUGGAGUCAAUUCCCAAGUUUGGGAUUUCCAGAACCAUCUUGCCUGUUGAGUCCCAUUCUACACCCCCACUGCUAACCAGCCUCACCCACAAGAUAGAAACCACCACUAGCAUCAAGGAGAAAAACAUCAUUUAAAGAAAAUUUACAAGUCUCACUCAGACUACCACCAUACUUCAGAAGGUAGGACUGUGGCCUAGAAGGGACAGGAAAGCAGAGGGGAUGGACGGCUUACCAUAGCAGCAGAACCUGGGCUCUCCAGCCUCCACCUGACUCCCAGAGCAAAGAGAAGGACCUCUGACAGUCCAGGUCCUCAAAUGUCCACAUCAAGCCCCUUCUCUGCACAGUCCUAGCUCUCAGAUCUCUAUUUCAUUUUGUGGCUUAUCAUUUGAACCUGGCCAAGCUUUCCUAAGUACAAUGGGCUUGCCUCUUGUGGCAAAAUGCAAAAUGACACCUUCUGAGCCCAGCACAUUGCAGUGAGGUUAAUCACAGUUCUCAGUGCUGGGCAGGGGCAUCAGGGCAUGAGAAGGUGGUGAGCCCUCUCUCCACGAAGCCAAGGCCACAGCCUAAACCAACUCUAGCCUUUGAUUUCCCUGCUGCCCAUAAAAGGAAAGAGGCCUGGCUGGAGCUACUGAAGGAAGCAGGG